AUGUCACGGUACCUCGGCUGCUUGCUUCUGGUCUUGGCGCAGGCAGUCGAGGAGUCGACCCUAGAUGGCGCGUUGGUCCGGCGGCAUGGGCACGGCUGGCACGGCUACGAGGCCGUAGUCAGUGCUGCUGGCGACCUCAGCCGUGGACAUGCGGGCAGGCAGCGUGGCCGGCAGGUUCAGGCCAGUGUCACCGCAAGGUCCGGGAGGAGGGAUCUUGUCUCCUUUGCGGCUACGCCUGCGGUGGCGACACUUGAGGAGGAGGGCGAGUUUGGUGCUCCAGCACCCACCCCUGCCUCCACUUUCGUGUCCGCGAACACGCUGACACCGCCACCGGGCUUUCCAGGCUUUCCAGGCUUGCUCGCCUUCUCUAGCAAAAGCUUCGUUCCGGCGCCGGUGCCCUUGCAAGCGACUUCCGUAGCGCCAGAGAGCGGCAAGAAAAGGCCGACACGCACGAAGCACCAAACGCCCAACGCGCCGCAACCGACGCCGCACAAAGCGCAGCCGACGCCGACGUCGACGUCGGUGCCGCACCGCAUGGCUCCCUCCACGCUGGCCCUGCUUCUGCUGCUGAGUGCCUUCUUGGGCUUCCUUGUAGUCUGGCGCCAAGCGAGGGUCCUCCUCAACAAGCCCCGUGGCGACUUCCGCGAAGAGGUGGCCAAGGCACUGAGCCGACGUUCCCGGCGGGAUCUCAGCGACCGGGAUUUGCCGCGCUCCAGCCAGGAGGAGAUCCCGGCGCCAGAGCCGCCGCUUGAGGCAGAGGACGGAGCAAGCCCUGGAAGCUCUGGAGAGGCCGAGGUGUCGCAGAGAGGUCGAGAUCCGGAUAGCCUUCAGGCCACAGCCAAGGCUGUCUCCGGGCCCUCUGCGGGGAGCAGUGAGCUGGAGGAGGAGCCAGAGGAGUUGCAAGCGGAGGCGGAUGCAGCGGGCGGCCGCCGCAGGCCCUGA
Molecule: messenger RNA, 942 nt
Organism: Symbiodinium sp. CCMP2456
Lineage: Eukaryota; Dinophyceae; Suessiales; Symbiodiniaceae
Source: the annotation of a GenBank genome assembly